This is a messenger RNA of Condylostylus longicornis, 1361 nucleotides long. RefSeq names its product 2-amino-3-ketobutyrate coenzyme A ligase, mitochondrial (gene Gcat). Lineage: Eukaryota; Metazoa; Arthropoda; Insecta; Diptera; Dolichopodidae. Bases 49 to 1317 code for a protein of 422 amino acids. Gene Ontology annotation, biological process: L-threonine catabolic process; biosynthetic process. Gene Ontology annotation, molecular function: glycine C-acetyltransferase activity; pyridoxal phosphate binding. The transcript is spliced from 2 exons. The record is from RefSeq and is a predicted model, not a curated record.
UUACGUUCUGGACUAUAUUUGGGUUUCAUUUAAGAAUUGCAAAUUAAAAUGAAUAUUUUGAAAAAAAAAAAUUUGAGUAUAAGCGGCCACAUAAUAUAUUUCUGCAUUCGAUUUAAAUCGAAUUCAGCUGAAAAUGAUUUAAAGAAAAUUCUUUCAUCACAAAUUAGUGAAAUCAAAAAAAAUGGAACAUAUAAAUCUGAAAGGAUCAUAACGUCAGCCCAAAAUACACAGAUUAGCGUCAGUGGUACUAAGAAUUCAGUAUUGAAUUUUUGUGCUAACAAUUAUUUAGGAUUAUCAAACAAUAAAGAUAUUAUAGAAUUCAGUAAAAAUGCUCUUAAUAAAUAUGGAUGUGGCUUAAGUUCAGUACGUUUUAUAUGUGGUACACAAGAUAUUCAUAAAGAAUUGGAAGAGAAAAUUUCAAAAUUUCAUCAACGUGAAGAUGCCAUUGUUUACGCUUCAUGUUUUGAUGCCAAUGCAGGUAUAUUUGAAUCUAUAUUAACACCAGACGACGUUGUGUUAUCAGAUGAAUUAAAUCAUGCUUCGAUAAUUGAUGGGAUACGUUUGUGUAAAGCAAAAAAAUUCCGUUAUAAACAUUGUGAUAUGGCAGUAUUAGAAGAUUUACUUAAAGAAAAUUCAAGUUCAAGAAUUAAGUUAAUUGCCACUGAUGGUGUAUUUUCAAUGGACGGUAAUAUUGCACCGUUAAACGAAAUUUGUGAUUUAGCUGAUAAAUAUAAUGCGUUAGUAUUCAUUGAUGAAUGUCAUUCAACAGGAUUUUUUGGUAAAACAGGACGCGGUACUGAAGAAUUUUUUGAUUUAAAACAACGAGUUCAUAUAAUCAAUUCAACACUAGGAAAAGCGCUCGGUGGCGCUGCUGGUGGUUAUACAACUGGUCCAAAAGAACUAAUUGACUUACUAAGACAAAAAUCAAGACCUUAUUUAUUUUCUAAUUCAUUACCACCACCAGUUGUAGCUACUGGUAUCAAAGUUAUGGAUAUGUUAAUGAAUUCCAAUGAAUUGCAAGAACAAAUAGCUGAAAAUGUUAAACAUUUUAGAGAAAAAAUGGCGAAGAUCGGAUUUGUUAUUGGUGGGCAAGACCAUCCAAUUUGCCCCGUUAUGUUAGGUGAUGCAAAACUAGCUGCCGAAAUGGCAGAGGAAAUGUUGAAAAGGGGAAUUUAUGUAGUCGGCUUUAGUUAUCCUGUAGUGCCAAAAGGAAAAGCUAGAAUUCGUGUACAAAUAUCAGCUGCACAUACAAUUGAAGAAAUUGAUAAAUGUAUUAAUGCAUUUACUGAAGUUGGAAAACAAUUAAAUGUCAUUUAAAAUUUCAAUUAUAUAAGUAUUAAUAAAUUUAAAAUAAACACAUU